This is a messenger RNA of Coffea arabica (coffee), 384 nucleotides long. Its product is annotated as F-box protein SKIP27-like. The record is from RefSeq and is a predicted model, not a curated record. NCBI's taxonomy places the organism in Eukaryota, Viridiplantae, Streptophyta, Magnoliopsida, Gentianales, Rubiaceae.
AUGAGGAAGUAUUACUUGAACUACUAUUCCGUCAUAUGCUUAGAGGCCCUGGAUAUGAUUAGGACAUUGUGUGGUGUUGAACAUGAUGAUUUGAAGAGGCUGUUUUUUGUGUCAAAAUCGAUAAGAGAAGCGACUUUGAUUGCAAAGCGAUGGCAUUUUGCAGAUAGCACCCCCAAGAAGACACUCGGAUUUCCAAAUGCUAUUGAUUUUGAAAAUCUGGAUGAGUUGAAUGAGAUUGAACAAGCUCCAAGGCAAGUGAGAAUUCCGAGGGCUCGAUUGAGCAGCAAGAAGUUGGCUGACAUUUCCGUGACCUUAUAUACUUCUGCUGGCGAAGAGAAUUGGCUGCGAAGAGAGCUAUUUGUGGCAAUGGAUGCAGAAAUAUGA